Messenger RNA from Pseudovirgaria hyperparasitica, 923 nucleotides. RefSeq lists its product as uncharacterized. Lineage: Eukaryota; Fungi; Ascomycota; Dothideomycetes; Acrospermales; Acrospermaceae. The transcript has 2 exons. Bases 189 to 605 code for a protein of 138 amino acids. The record is from RefSeq and is a predicted model, not a curated record.
AGUCUACGGGUGCGUCUCCGCCUGAAAUUUCCCAAGACUCCGAGAGCGUCAGGAGUCAGAAGCAACAACACGGAACACGCUUCUUCACACUCGCGCGAACAGUCUUUACAUACUCACUCCGUCUCAAGACUAUCCACGCACCCAGAACAAUGGCUUCUCAAUCAUCCUCCCAAUCGCUCCCACGCACCAUGGUCGACCUCAGCUCUACGGCAACGCUUGUGCUCCUCUUCUGUGCCUCUCUCGUGCUUCUCAGCGCAAUCCUCAGCCCGAAACCGCUGCUGCGCUGGUUGCAGCGCAAGCGCUACCAGUAUGAGGUGACAUUCAGCUUGUACAUGCUGACGCCGACGGAGAAGUUUAUAUUUAACUCCUUUCUAUUCCUCUUUCUCAGCAUGAUCAUUAUCGCCGCCUCCCUCUACCUGCCCGAACACAUCACCACCAUUGCGCAUCGCGUGUUCUACUACUUAGCCGGUGACGAGCAUUCGAGUCUCAAGACUGUAGCUGCGGUGCAGCCAGUCAAGCAGGUUAUGGAACAUACCGUAGCAACGAGUGCGGGUGAGAUUGCAGGUGGACUCAUGGGAAAUGGUCGAGCGGUCAUGGAGGCGUGAUAAAGAGGCCGGAGAUAAUGAGAGGAUGAUUGGCAUAGUGUCUUGGAGAUUUCUACAGAGAGACUGCAUUGGGCGGCGUUUGGGACUUCCUCGAGGUCAAGGCAUAUUAUCGUUCAGAACUGAGACUCAGAAAGCUUUCUGGGAAACCAUAAUAUCAUGAGCGCUAACUCGAUAUCAUAAAAACUUUUGUAACUCUAGAUAUGUCAGGUGCAUGCUACCGUCUUUUGAUCAUCCUUGCAAAUAACCUGUCAUUCGAAUGACCAAUGAGGUAGGUAUUUUCACACUCAGAACAUAACUCUCUCCGGGUAAUUAUGGAAC